Tuber melanosporum (Perigord truffle) is the source of this 1483-nucleotide messenger RNA. RefSeq lists its product as uncharacterized. NCBI's taxonomy places the organism in Eukaryota, Fungi, Ascomycota, Pezizomycetes, Pezizales, Tuberaceae. Bases 1 to 1140 code for a protein of 379 amino acids. The transcript has 6 exons. The record is from RefSeq and is a predicted model, not a curated record.
AUGUCAACAUUUACAACUCCGUUUAGGCGGGGCAAUGCCAAGGUGGUUUCAGAGCAUGGGAGUGCGGAGGUCGGCCAGGUGUCUAGCUCGGGGGACGAGGAGAGCUACUCGGCCAUGCCUGGCGGGAGACGUGGUUCCCGUGGAAAAGGAGAGGUUACGGAAGGUCAGAAACCAGCAGUCGAAAAAAAUCCGGUGGCAAAUUCAGCAGCAGAAUGCCCAGAGGGAUAUUCUAUCCCUGACUACCAAGAGAUUUAUGCAAAGCUCAAGGAUGUUAUAGUGGAGGUUCGACCGAGCUUGCAAAAUAUGUAUGGCAAGACGGAAAUGGAAUUGAAUGAAAGGCUAGAGGUGCCAAUUAAAAGGGGAGAGGAAAUGGCGAGAAAGUUGAUUAAGGAUAUGGGAUGCAGUCGUGAGGUUGCAAAAGAGCUCACUGUGAUAACGCUUUAUGAUGUAGCCAUCUUAAUCGAUGACUCCGACUCUAUGAUUGACGAGGAAGGGGGCAAGAGGAAGGAAACCUUAGUAAAAUAUAUCGACAACAUCACAGAAAUCUAUUCGAUGGCAAAGAAAUCGGGAAUCCUUGCUAUGCGCUUCAUGAACGGUCCCGGAGGGAAAAAGGACUGGACCGGGGAGUCGUCGCAAGAAUACCUGAGUCAGCACAUAUAUGGAGGAGUGACAAGGAUAGGAACGGAACUUAAGAGAAAGAUUCUGGAUGUAUUUGCAACUAAAAAUCAGAACCAGGUCAGGCCAUUAUUAGUCCUAAUUGUUACCGAUGGCAUGGUUGAGGGCGAGAAGAAAGGCCUUCUGAAAAAGGUUAUUCGAGACUGCGUGAAUGAGCGUGAAAAAGCAGGCAAAGGGUUCGACGCUGUAUCAUUCCAAUUCUCACGCAUCGGAAACGAUUACGGUGCAGAAGAGCUAUUGACGGGAUUAGAGAACGAUAGUGACCUCGGGAAGUUCGUUGAUGUGUUGCCAAUUGAAUUCGAUAUAGAAAACCAGCUAGAUAAGUGGUUUGUGGUACCAAAGAUCUUGCUUGGCGCAAUUUUACCUAAUUGGGGAGGGGGGAGUGAGCACGAUAUUGUCAAGCAAAAAAACUACCUCGCGGAGAAGGAGGAGGAGGAUGUUGAGGAUGAUGAUUGGGCUGAAUGAAAUAAUACCCGAGUUAGGUAUUUGAUGUGGUUGGCAUCUUGGGUGAGAUGUUUUUCUAUUUGAAUUAAGCGGGCGCGGUGUGGUUUGGUUGUCAGCCCUUUCCGUGGUAUAUUUUUCCCCAUUUAUAUAAGGGUGGUUGUUCUGGGGAGCAUGGGGGUCUCCGAAUGGGCACUCAUCAGUUACUAUUUUGUAUAGGUGUCAGGAUAUGGGCUGAAGAGCGCAUUCAAAAGGUUAGGUUUUUUUUUUUGGACCUGGAGUGCGAACUUUCUGAUAGCGAUUUUCCUGAUAUAGUGCAAGCAAAUAUAGCGAGGAUGGUUGUUCCGGCCACCCUGCUUUCUUUUUU